Triticum turgidum subsp. durum (durum wheat) is the source of this 906-nucleotide messenger RNA. Lineage: Eukaryota; Viridiplantae; Streptophyta; Magnoliopsida; Poales; Poaceae. The record is from the annotation of a GenBank genome assembly.
AUGUUUCUUAACAAGUCCCCAACCAGCGCCGGUUUGCGCGACAGCAUGGGAAGGACAUUCCUUCAUGUAGCUGCUGAGAAAAAGAAAGUCAGGAUAGUCAGUUUUGUUUGCAGAAAUCGAUCGCUCUCAUCGAUUCUGAAUAUGCAGGAUAAUGAUGGAAACACUGCACUACACCUAGCUAUCCAGACAGGGAGUCUUCCAAUGUUUUGUGCUUUGUUAGGUAAUCGGCAAAUACGUUUAAACUUACCAAAUAAGAAACGGCAAACUGCUCUAGAUAUGUCACAGUAUAAGAUCCCCUCAGGAUUUUUUGAUGAUCAGAACAGUGAAGCCAGGAUACACUUUGCACUUAAAGUCGUUAGUGCUAGGAGUGGUGGCUGUCGCCAGGAUCACUUUGAAGAAAACUACAAUGACCAGCUAAAACAUUAUGAAAAAGAAGAAUUAGCAAAGGUGAAAGAUUCAACACAAACAUUGUGUAUUGCUGUAGUGCUAAUUGCAACUAUGACGUUUGGUGCUACUUUUGCCCUUCCUGGAGGUUACAGAGCCGAUGAGCAUACCAAUGGAGGCACGCCUACACUUUCUGGGAGUUAUGCUUUUGAUGCAUUCAUAAUAGCGAGCACACUCUCUUUCAUCUUGUCUGCGAUGGCUAUAGUAGGUCUCAUAUAUUCUGGAUACUACUCACACAGUCGCAAAAUUUUCUUACUCGUAGCCUUGUAUUUUGGAGCAACAUCAGUCACAUGUUUCACAGCAGCUUUUGCACUAGGCUUAUACAUGGUGCUAGCGCCAGUUGCUCAUAAGUGUGCUGUCACUAUCUGUGUCAUUAUCCCCUUUGUUGUUCUAUGCAACAAAAUUGAAUUUUUGGUAAAGUGGGUUCUUCUGGCCCAUCAUUAUGUACUCGAAUUGGGCUAA